Molecule: messenger RNA, 2704 nt
Organism: Hydra vulgaris (swiftwater hydra)
Lineage: Eukaryota; Metazoa; Cnidaria; Hydrozoa; Anthoathecata; Hydridae
Source: RefSeq, a predicted model, not a curated record
GAAAAUUUUCAAAUUGAUAAGUGGAGCAAGCCAAAAAUCGGUUUAGAAACUGAAGUGUUUCAAAACAAUAGUCAACCAUUAAAUACCACUUUUUGGUGGCCAAAUAUAUUUUCUGGAAAUUCUUCAAUAGAGAGUGUCUAUUUGAUUACUAUAACUGUAAAAAAGCUUCAAUAUAGCAACACUGGUGUGCUAGGUUUAAUUAGUGAAAACAUUUUUAAUGUUGAGGAGCAUUUUGUUUGUUCCAAUAUGGGGGACUUUAUAUAUGCAUAUGAUAGUGGAAUUGAGUUUCAAUUGAAUAUUUAUCCAAUCAAUUACAUUGGAUUUGAUGAUACAUUCCCAUUAUCUUCAAAAUUUGCAAGUUUUUCAAAUGAUGGUGUUUUAACAAAUCUUACAGUUAAUCAACCUUUUUAUGAAUUCUCUGGUAAUGUUAUAAGAAUAGGGUAUAAUGUACAAUGGGCCUAUCCAGAUGGUUUUGAAAUUAUUUGCAAAGAAAUCGAUUUAUAUACCGAGGUUAAUGACAAAUGUAUAUUUAUGAUUAAACUUUUAGUUGAUCUAAAUCCUGUCACAACAAGAUUAAGUGCUAAGAAUAAAGAUGUUUAUUUCCCAAACACAGAAAAGGAUUAUCUUGUUUAUUGCAGCCUUUCUAUUAAGGCACAACCAAGACUAGGAAUAUGCAGUACAGGUGUAAUAACUACAUUACAAGUUCCUUAUCCAGGUUGUUCAAAUAUUCCUAAAUAUGCACAAGAAUAUUGUGAUAAGUCUUCAAACCCUUAUCCUGGACCAAUAAACCAAACUUCUAACAUUGUAUUAUACUAUGUGAAGAUGUUGGAUAGUAAUUCUACUCGUCCAUUUUACAAUGUUACAGUAUCAUGGAAUCCAACUCAACCUUUAGUCCCAAUAGCAAAGUAUCAAAUUGCAUACGGACUGUUUUCAAACUGGUCAAGUAGACCUAUACCUCAGGAGCAAUAUACUAUUAUCACACUUUCGAAUUCUACUUUAUCUUAUUGUUUCACUAAUUUAACUCCUGGAUACAUUUUUGCUUAUCAUAUUGGUUUGGGUACAUUUUCUUUAAUAAAUACAUUUACGCCAACAAAUUCUGAUAAAUAUUCAACAAUAUAUUUGCCUGAACUUUAUGUUCCAACACAACCUUUGUUUACUACACAAGCUUCAGUUCCACAAGCUUCUGGAGAUCACAAAACAUCUAUUAUCAUUGCAGCAAUAUUAGCUCCUGUUUCAAUUUGCUUUUUAUUUGUUACUGUUGUCCUGAUAAUAAUCUAUAGAAAAAAAAUUAAAUCUGGAAAAAAGAUUUGGGACUCAGAUCAAUAUACAAUGGAAAACUACCUUGCUGUGGAUCUUCCAGUAGAUGAAUGGGAGAUUUUUCCUGAAAAUAUCACUUUAGAUAAGAAAAUAGGUGAAGGUGCAUUUGGUACAGUUUUCAUUGCAAAAGUUAGUUCUCAAGUUGUUGCUAAAUCAAAGUAUGCAAGACAACAAUCUGGAACUGCUUUAUUUGAUAAAAAGGAAGACUCUUUUAUAAAUGUUGCAGUUAAACUUUUAAAAGAUGGUGCCAAUAGUUCAGAACUAGAUGAUUUUCGUGAAGAAAUUGAUUUAAUGAAAUCAAUUGGAUAUCAUAAGAAUAUUGUUAACAUGAUUGGUUGUUCAACAGUUAAGAAACCUUUAUGUUUAAUUGUUGAGUAUAUGGAGAAUGGAGAUUUGUUGCAUUUUUUACGAAAUAGGCGCACUAAGCUUUGUGCUUCAAAAAUUGACGGUGACUUAUCUUCAAACUUUAUGUAUACACAAAGAUAUCAACAAUCUCUUGAGACAACAACAAGUGAGACAUCUACAACAGGGUUAAUGCCAAAUGAGAUUCCCUUAGAUGAAAUUGGAGUGAUAACACCUGAUGAUUUACUCAGUUUCGCAUGGCAAGUAGCAUCAGGAAUGGAAUAUCUUUCGUGUAUCAAGCUAGUACAUCGAGAUCUUGCUGCUAGAAAUAUCUUGAUUGGUGCUGAAAAGAAUAUAAAGAUAUCAGAUUUUGGUUUGACUCGAAAAGUCAAUGACGAAUUAAAUUACAUGAGCAAAAAAAGUCGUCGUUUGCCGGUCAAGUGGAUGUCAGUUGAAGCCAUAUUUGAUCAAAUGUUUACAUCAAGUAGUGACGUAUGGUCGUAUGGCGUAGUUUUAUUUGAAAUUGUUACUUUGGGAGGUACACCUUAUCCUACUAUAAGUAAUCGUGAACUUUUGACUCUUCUGAAGACUGGCUACAGAAUGGAACGACCAGAAAAUUGUUCUGAACCUAUGUAUGACAUUAUGUUACACUGCUGGAAUGAGGAUCCAUUACAGCGACCAACUUUUACAGAGCUGCGUGAACAUCUAGAAGAAAUAAUAUCUCAAGGUGAUCGUUAUCUCAACUUUGAUAUUGAUGAAGAAAAUACUUAUUACAACGCUGCUUCCUUUAAUAGCCUCAGCUCUGAAACAGGUGACGACGUCUUGGAAGAUGAGAUAUUCAAUAAACCUGUUCAAGUAAAAUCAAUUGAACAAAUGAAACCAAUUGUUGAUGAAUCUAGUUUACCGAAUAAUGAGAGAUAUACAAAUACAGAAACUUUAAAACAUUCAGUUAAUACUUUGCGCUCUGCGAGUAUACAUAGUUUAGAAUUGGAUAAGUUGCCGGUGUAGUUCUAUGUAAUGUGUAUAUAUAUAUAUAUAUAUAUAU